Molecule: messenger RNA, 1718 nt
Organism: Saccostrea echinata
Lineage: Eukaryota; Metazoa; Mollusca; Bivalvia; Ostreida; Ostreidae
Product: tetraspanin-9-like
Exons: 9
Coding region: 231-1070 (279 amino acids)
Cellular component (GO): membrane
Source: RefSeq, a predicted model, not a curated record
CCAUCUAAUUGUAUGCUGAAGAGACGAGAUCUCUGAAUAUUGGCUUGGAGCCACGUACGAAAAAAGUUACUCUUCUCGGAAAUACCAAUACUGCGACCAAAUCAUUAAACGUUCAUGGAUGUAGAUAUUUAUGGUGAUACAUCUCUUUCGUGUUAAAUGUUAACAAAGUGAGACUGGACAGGCCAGCCAGCAACUUCCGAAUACUUGCCAUCUGACUUUAACCUUCUGAGAUGGGUUUGAGUUGUGGAGGAACUCUGGGAAAAAUUUUCCUGAUCGUCAUCAACAUUAUAUUUUUUCUGCUCGGUCUAGGGUUACUGAUAGUGGGGGCUUUAAUGAAAGCAAAUGUAAAGAUCAUCAAAGACGAGAUUAAGCCAGCUCUGAACACGAUCACUGUCAGUUCAUAUAAACUUGGGAACCUGACCGACAAUCUCUCCAUACUCCUCAUUGUCAUCGGCGUCUUCAUCUUUAUCGUCGCUGGUCUUGGUCUUUUUGGUGCUUGUUGUCAGAACAGAUGCAUGCUGGUUACAUAUGCUGUUUUAGUACUGAUAUUGUUCAUCAUGAAAAUCGUCGCCAUUGCACUGUGGUUCUCAAUGAAAUCAGAGGUUGAAGACACCGUGAAAUCGGGGAUGCUGAAGUCUCUACAAACGAACUUUGUAGACCACCAUCUGAAUAGCAGCGAUGAAAUAUCAAAUUCGUGGAACUACAUGUUUCUGACGUUGGACUGUUGUGGUGUAAAUCCUGUGACCGGACCGGAUGAAGCUAAGAACGAUCUCAGGAAAUCUCCCUGGUGCACUACCUCUGGAGCUUGCAAAGACACCAACUUCUUUGUCCCCCACGCUUGCUGUCAGGGUGUGGACGCCAGUAACUACCUGUCAGCGCCCUCUGACUGCACGGCUGGCACUAGCGGCAUCAACUCUAAGGGGUGUUACGAAGCAGUGAAAGACGAGAUCGAAUCUCAUUCCAGUCAGGUUAUCGGUGUUGGAGUCACAAUUCUUGUUAUUGAGCUUCUUGCCGUGGUAUUCUCUUUCAUAAUUUGUAAACAGAGUGGAGAGGAAGAGAAAGUGGUGUAGAGGUAAUCUAUUGUUAACUACCCUUUAACAUCCACUACAGAGAUUAUGGCCUUUGUGUAUCACUGGUUAUUGCCGUUAUUAUCUACUUCAGAAUAUAGGACUGCCCCACCAGCCUGCUAGACAUUGCAAAGGGUUAAACUUAAACAUGGAUACAGAAAAUCAAAUUGAACUUGAUACUUUAUCAUAUUCAAUCAAAUUUUAAUCUGCAUGGAGUUUAUUAUUUCACCAAAGAAAGGAGCGGUAAAAUUCAAUGUUGUAGGUGUAAUUUUUAGUUUUAAUUCAUUCAUCGAUUCAUUUAAGAACGUAUGGAAAUAAAAAUUGGAUAUUAUUCUGCAUUGUAUCUCUUUUUAAAGUCUAUCUGUUUUUAAUAUAUAACUCUUUGAAAUGUAUUUCUAACUUAAGACUUUGACACUUAUCAUUUUAGUCACGUUAAUCAAUCAAUCAAUUAUACUCCUGUGGUCAGUGGUUGUAGUGAAUUGUUAUUGAUUCGGUUGUUAAUGAAUCAUGAAUGUACACCUUUGUGUAAAAUGAUUAAUUUCACUUUGUAUUUCGUGUUUAUAUUAUAUCAAUGUUUCAUACAGUUUUGCUAAUGUAGUAUCUAAACGUUUAUACUGUUCUUUUUACAUUAAAUUUGCUACAAAAUUUUGA